AUGAUAGCGAAAGGUUAUGCAGAAGAAUGUGCUCCUGAGUCAUACUACGCCAACCACAUUAAAGAUAAACAAUCUUCUUUUAUGAGGCUCUAUUUACCCCAUUUUGGCGUGUACCACCCUCAGAAACGUAAGCUUCGUGUAGUUCACGACGCCGCAGCUACGAAUGAGGGCGUCAGCCUAAACUCUUUGUUGUUACCUGGCCCAGACCUGCUUCAGCCUUUGUUAGGUAUUUUAUUUCGGUUUCGCGAGGGUCGUAUUGCUCUCACUGCUGAUAUCCGGGAAAUGUUCCCUCAAGUAAGGAUCAGGGAGCAAGAUAGGGACGCCCUCCGGUAUCUCUGGAGGUCAAGCAGAGACCAACCAAUAAAGGAGUUUAGGAUGACAGCCGUCAUUUUCGGUGCGUGCUGCAGUCCAUUUAUAGCACAAUUUAUUAAAAAUAAAAACGCUUGUGAGCACGAAAGUUUAUUUCCUAAGGCAGCUCAUGCUAUUUUGUACAAUCAUUAUAUGGACGAUUAUAUUGACUCUCUCGAUGACGUUCAAGAGGCAGCACAACUGGCGGCAGAUAUUGUUACCGUACACAACGAUGCCUGUUUCGAAAUACGGGGCUGGAUUUCCAACGACCCAUCAGCGCUGAAAUUUAUUCCUGCUGAUCUUAGGGCCACUCAACCGUCGUCGGAAAUCAAUGUUGGCAGCUGCUCUGCAAAUAAUAUUAGAGCAUUAGGAGUAUUGUGGAAUCCCACAACAGAUAAUUUAGGGUUCCGUUCAGGCUUAGGUGAAACAUUUUCGAACCCUCUCACAAAACGCAAAGUUCUUUGUCACCUCAUGCGUGUGUACGACCCGUUAGGCUUAUUAGCUCCAAUAGUUGUAAAGGGUCGAAUAUUAUUCCAACAAACGUGGAGGUCUAAUGUCGACUGGGACACCGAGUUCCAACCCACGGAAGCAUUAAGGUGGUCUGAUUGGUUUCAGGAGUUGUCAAAAGUAACAUCUUUGGAAAUUCCACGUUGGUAUUCUAACUUUAAAAACUCUGAACCAACUCAAAGGGAGUUACACGUUUUUGCUGAUGCAAGUGAGCUCGCGUACGCAUGUGUCGCUUAUUGGCGUCUUUUGUACUCAGACGGCAGCAUCGAGCUUUCUCUCAUCUCUAGUAAGGCAAGAGUUACACCCUUGAAACCUACCUCUAUCCCACGUUUAGAGCUCCAGGCCGCUUUAAUAGCUUCUCGUCUCGCGGUCACCAUUAAGGACAGUCAUAGAAAACAACCGACACAUACCUUCUUUUGGACUGAUUCUAUGACAGUCCUUCAGUGGUUACGUAGUGACGCGCGCUCUUUUAAGCCUUUUGUUGCCCAUCGUUUAGGCGAAAUUAUUGAAAACUCUUGCGUCAGAGACUGGCGAUGGGUACCAACAGACUUAAAUGUUGCUGAUGACGCUACCAGAACGCGAUCAAUUAACCUCGACGCGUCCCACAGAUGGUUUCGCGGACCAUCUUUUCUAUUUAAAUCCUUUGAGGACUGGCCUACAGAGCCGAGGUAUGCCUCACCAAAUACCGAUGAACUCAAGACCAAUAGUUUUGAGUUGGUCGGACUAACUUCCUUUGUCGAAGAGUUACCGACACCUGUCACAGCUAUUUUUGCCAAUUUUAGUAAUUGGCAGCGCUUAUUACGUGCCACAGCCCGGGUACUUCAAGCUGCGGCAAAGUUUGGUGUAAUUUUGGCUUCCUUUAGAAAUUCUAAAUUGAAAGGCGAUGUUGUUUGUGCCCGCCAUCCUUCAGCGUCCACUACCCUACCGCCUCUUAGUGCAGAUUUAAUAAAGGCCGCUGAAAGAGCUCUUCACCUAGAGAUGGUACAUAGUCAAUCUACUGACUCCGCUAUCCUGGCUAUUAGAAGGUUCAUUGCAAGACGGGGCUCUCCAAAUACUGUUUUCUCGGACAACGGAACCUGCUUUGUUGGUGCCAAUCGCAUUCUCAGAGAGUUCUACGGAGAAAAUGUCGAAGAUUUCACAAGCACUCAAGGAAUACUCGCGAAGUUCACCCCACCUGCGACACCUAAUUUUGGAGGAUGUUGGGAGCGCUUGGUGCGAUCAGUUAAAGUAGCUCUGAACGCAACGUUAACCGAACGAGCUCCAAAAGAAGACACCCUAAGCAGUUUACUAGCCGAGGCAGAAGCCAUUGUCAAUUCAAUGGCGCGAUAA
This is a messenger RNA of Papilio machaon (common yellow swallowtail), 2184 nucleotides long. RefSeq lists its product as uncharacterized. Gene Ontology annotation, molecular function: nucleic acid binding. The record is from RefSeq and is a predicted model, not a curated record. The transcript has 2 exons. Lineage: Eukaryota; Metazoa; Arthropoda; Insecta; Lepidoptera; Papilionidae. The coding region runs from base 1 to 2184 and encodes 727 amino acids. Gene Ontology annotation, biological process: DNA integration.